UAGUGGUGAUGAAACGCCUAAUCAUAACCUCUCCACUCUCCGGACAUGCUGGGACUGAUCUCUGCGCUCUGGAUGUGACCCUCCGGAUGAUAACAGAGAAACCCGAGACAGCCAGAGAAGCAGUGAUGUCAGGCAGGUAAAAACGGUGUGAUUUGACCAUAGGAUUUAACCCGCUGAAAUGAGCGAGAGAGCCGAGAUGAAAGGGCCCGUAACCCGCAGGAGGAGGACCACCAUCACCGGCAGCGGACCGGUGAAACAAGCCAACGGGAGCAAGAGUCACGAUGCCGGGGAGAAACCUCCACAGAGCCCCGGCGCUGAAGCCAAAACAGACGUUGUGUCCAUGCAUCCGAGUAACGGGAAGCCGGACAGAGAGAUGGGGGCUUCGGAGCAGCAGCUCCCACACAGUCCGAGCAGAAAACACAUGAGUGUGGUGGAGGAGUUUAACGAGAGACUCAGCUGUCACGUCCUCCAGGAGUCUCUCUUAAGUUCAGCCAGUGGCUACAGCAACUACAGAGGAAUCCUCAACUGGUGUGUUGUCAUGCUGGUGCUGAGCAAUGCACGCCUAUUCUUAGAGAACAUUAUUAAGUAUGGUAUCUUGGUCGACCCUAUCCAAGUAGUGUCUCUCUUCUUGAAGGACCCCUAUAGCUGGCCAGCAGCUUGCCUCAUCAUUGCGUCUAAUGUGUUCAUCCUAGCAACCUUGUACACUGAGAGGCGCCUGGCUGUGGGUACCAUUUCUCAAAGGACAGGAGGGAUUCUUCACAUUUUUAACCUGACAUCCAUUUUGAUCUUCCCUGCAGCAACUGUACUCACUCUUACAUCCAUGACCCCAGUGGGUGGUAUACUCUCCCUAGGAGCCUACUCAAUUCUGUUUCUCAAGCUGUACUCCUACCAAGACACCAACAGGUGGUGUCGACAAAUCAGACAAAUGAAAGCCAAAAGACUAACACGAUCAUACUCAUGUCCAUCUGUGGCACAAUCCAAUGGUUCAGCAGUUCAAAGUCAUGUCUCCUACCCUGGCAACCUCACCCACAGAGACAUGUACUACUUUGUCUUUGCCCCUACUCUCUGCUACCAGCUCAACUUCCCACGCUCACGUCGAAUACGCAUAAGGUUCCUGAUGAGAAGACUUUUUGAAAUGCUUUUCUUCAUGCAGCUGUUGGUGGGGUUGAUACAGCAGUGGAUGGUUCCCACAAUACAGAACUCAAUGAAACCAUUCCAGGAAAUGGACUUUUCAAGGAUGGUCGAGCGCCUCUUAAAGUUAGCUGUCCCUAACCAUUUGAUAUGGUUAAUAUUCUUCUAUUGGUUUUUCCACUCCUGUUUGAACUUUGUGGCAGAGCUGCUGCAGUUUGGAGACAGACAGUUCUACAAAGACUGGUGGAACUCUGAGACUGUCACAUAUUUUUGGAGCAACUGGAAUAUCCCAGUUUACAAGUGGUGUCUGAGACACUUUUAUAAGCCAAUGUUGAGAAAGGGGGUCAACAAGUUUCUGGCACGUACCGCCGUCUUCCUGAUGUCUGCCUUCUUCCACGAGUACCUGGUGAGCGUUCCUCUGAAGAUGUUCAGACCGUGGGCCUUUAUGGGAAUGAUGGCUCAGGUUCCUCUGGCGUGGUUUGUGGGUCGUUUUCUUAACGGAAACUAUGGCAACGCCGCAGUGUGGAUCUCACUCAUCAUUGGCCAGCCUGUCGCUGUGUUGAUGUACGUCCAUGACUACUAUGUCAUUCAUUAUGGGAGCACGACAUAGCACACACACACACAGUUUCACAGUCACACACAUUAACAUGUACAAGUCAUGCUGAAUACUCGCACACAGACACACACACACACACACACAACACACACACACACACACACACACACACAGACACACACACCACACACACAUACACAACCUGCAGGACUACUCAAGGAGUUAAAGUUGAGUAGGUUGAGUGGACUUUAUUAGAAAGCCCUGCUGAUAUGAAUCUGUCAGUGAAAGCAGCAGAAAAUAGUUUUUGCCUCGUGGAUUUUUGCACUAUAGAGAAAUGAACUCAGGAAAGUAUUCUUAGAACCUGAGAAGUGCUUGCUUUAAAGAGUAUUCCUCUUUUAUUAGGUCAUUCCUUUGAAGUCAGGUCCAAAGUCUCCACCUGCUCUUAAUAUCUAUAUCUAGCAUUGAAACGAUUCAACUUUAAACAAACAAGUAUUUCAUUUCUAAGGUGUCCCAAAGUUGCCAAAAUGGGCGAUUGAAAAUGUAUGAGCUCAAACUAAGGUUAAGUGCAAUAUAUAAAAUGAUAAGAGCACUUCGCUGCAUUCAAAAGUGGAAACACUGCUUGCAAGCAGACCCCCUUUUGUUCUGGAAUAUGCGCAACAAAUGUGAACCACUGCCGAGAAAAACACAGAAGAGGAUCCUCAACAGAGCCUUGCUUUCAAAGGCAACAGGGGAAAGAUGAUGACAGAUAAGUAGCCAAUGCUUUAAAAUUGCAAUAUUAGAAAGAUCCCAGUGAUUUAAUAAUUGUUUUCAUAGUGUACAUUCUGAGUCUCUCUUUUUGAUCUUGUGCAGUUGUUGAGUAUUACAGAAAUGUGUAUUUGAAGGAUUUUUUUCAACAAAGAUUUAAGGCAGGAAAGGAAAGAAAGAAGCUAAACAAUGAGGGAGAAACUGUAGACUGAUGUUUUUGUUUUUAUUUGUACAAUCGUGAACGUCCAGGCAGCCUUUCCUCUUCUGUUUCUCAACUCCAACGCCAUCAAUGCAAACUCUUUGUGUAACAGAACAUGCUGCAGGUGUGUUUUCUGUUGGCUUAAGUGUCUCUUUUGUAAUGCAUUCGACUUAUCAGAGGUUUUAUUUUAUACUUAGUCAAAUGUUAUGUGUCGGUACAACAGUUACAUUGCACUAAAUUAUAACUGAUGUGAUGUAUUAUUUUGAACCAAUAAUUUAAUGCAGUAAGUGAUUUGCUGAUUUGAACCAAUGAAUGUUUUUGCACUUUAAAGAGAUGCAUACGGAGCCCUAAAGGGACAUUUUUUCUGGAGAAAGUUACCGCUGCGCCAAGGAGGAAGUGGAGCACACAGGAGGAGACAACCAUUUCAUUGCAGACUGUUAUGUUUACGUGGGGAAAUGGCAGUGCAUACAUUAUUUGAGAGGGGGGAUGUGAGUCUGUUUGUGCUCUGCUCAGCUCCGCUCUGUGUGUUCUGAGUGUUUGUUUCACCUUAAAACAGAGUCACGGACAUUAAUUCAUAGAUCAAAGCAGACUGGUUUACAGACUCUCCUGUUUUGCCAAUCCGGUGCUUGAACAAAUAGCUCUACACCCCAGGCUGAAAUGUCCAUCAAAUUAAGUCUGAGUUCGAAAUAUAUCUCAAAUAAUGUAUACACUGUCAUUUCCCCACGUAAACAUAACAGUCUGCAAUGAAAUGGUUGUCUCCUGUGUGCUCCACUUCCUCCUUGGUGCACCGGUAACUUUCUAAAAAAAACACAACAAAAAGUCCCUUUAGGGGCUCCGUAGAUGCAUGCCGUUGACUAAAGCAAUAUAUUUUUCAAAUGUAUUCUUUAAGAUAUAUCAAUCAUGUGAGGAAAAUAUGUUUGGUAAUUUGCUUGUUGAUAUUUUUGUUGUCCUAUAAGGUGGGCUUAAUUUCGGUUUGUUCCGAUGUAGAACAGCAGCUGCAGUGGAAAUAAUGCCUUUUCAUGCCAUAGGUUUUUCAGUGUUCAAAUUCUAAAGAAAAUGAUUGUCUUGGUUUAAAAAAAAAAAGAUGCCAAUACAUAUAUGGAUAUAUCCAUACAAGAGUUAGAUGCUCUGUCAUUUUACAUUUGUUUUAAUCUGCUUUCCAAGUACACAGUGAAAGUUGACUCAUCAUGACAAAUAAUCUCCAAAGUUGUAUUUAAAUUAGUUUAGAGCAAAUUUCAGGGAGAACACUGUUCAAUCAGGAGAGACGGUUUCGAUGUAAGAAUACAUAUUUAUUGCCAGGAAUACAAAAAUGAAUGUAAUGGAGUUUUGGCGAUUAGGCCCAGUUGUGCAGGAGUAUCAUUCGGGAGGGGAAAACCGAUCCGAUGAAACCCCCCAGGUGAAAAAGGGGUGGAGGAGGGUUGCGUUUAAACCGUUUAUACAGUCUAUUGGUUGAGUCCAUAGACUGUAUAUAUAAAGAGUCACAUGAAAUGACAGCUGUCAGAGGGGGGGAGAGCAGAUUUAAAAGGGUUAGCGGAGCGCUAUGAUAGGCUUGUGAGAAUAGAGCGAAGUGAUUGGUUAAGCUGGGGAGUGACGCUCCCGAUCACUUAUUGAGAGGAGAGAGAGUAGUAAAUGAAUGAGUAAAGAAGGUCUUCCUGGUUGAACUUGCGCUGAGCUUCAUUUGUUAAAUUCUACUACCAGUUAUCAAAACUACUGAGUUUUGACAUUCCUUAUUCAAAUGUGCCUGCUGUAAAACCACGGUGAAACUAGGUCUAAAGAAUUCUAUCAACCAAUUGUUUUACGUCAAAAAAACAGAGGCCAAAUACACCCAUACCUUCAUUUGUGUAGGCAAUAGAUUUAUAUUUAAUGUUGUGAAACAUUUGGAAAUUGAAGACCUCCUGCACAUAUUCGAAAUACCUGUUUAAAUGCGACAGCUUAUCACUUUAAGCGAUAUUUUGUAUGCAUUGAUGAAAAGAAGAUGUUUUUUGGAGAGCCAUAUUAUCAGUUGGUCUUACCUGAUUUUAAAAAAUAUGACCCAGUUUAAAAUCUGUGUGGACUUUUGAAUCAGUGAGCAGCAGAUUGCAUGUUUUUUUUAAAAAUUUGUAUUCAUUGACAAUUCACUGCAAAAAACUGCUACGGCAGCAUCUUCCCAAAAUACAAUAUGCAUGUUUCAUGGGUGGGGGAACUAGAAUGCUAAACAAUAAAAUGACAAGUCGUCGGUAUCAGUAAUCACUGGCGAAAUCCAAUGGUACAGAUGAACUCACAAUGUAAAAUGAUAAAUAGAAAUGUAAAGAAAUUAUGCUUUUUCUCAUUUUAUAGGAUGAGAAACUCGUUUUGUUCUGUGAAAAAUGUUUUGUUUACAAGCUUACUUAAAGUCACAGGGUGCAGUCCUGAGUCCCAACCACAGCUUUAGAUAGGAUAUGUUGCAUCUCAUGGCUCCUCCUUCUUUUGUGUGCUUUAUUCACCUCAUUAUUCCUGUUUUCACAACAUUACUGUACUGCAUCUGUCCUUGCAAUAUGAGUUGAAAUGCUGAAGAUGCAGCUUUAAGCUAAACUGACUUUAGUUGUGAAAUAAAUGCAAUACUAAUCUGUUCAUACUGUUCACAGAAAUCCAAAGUGAAACAAAGACUAUAAUGUUUUUUGGGAAUGCAAAUCAUUUCCCGAGCCUUUCACUUGAAAUGUGUGUAAUUUGAUAAAGAUUAAUUAUAUUUGAA
This is a messenger RNA of Gymnodraco acuticeps, 5340 nucleotides long. RefSeq names its product diacylglycerol O-acyltransferase 1-like. NCBI's taxonomy places the organism in Eukaryota, Metazoa, Chordata, Actinopteri, Perciformes, Bathydraconidae. The record is from RefSeq and is a predicted model, not a curated record. Gene Ontology annotation, biological process: triglyceride biosynthetic process. Gene Ontology annotation, molecular function: diacylglycerol O-acyltransferase activity. Gene Ontology annotation, cellular component: endoplasmic reticulum membrane.